AUGCCUCGAGCACCACGGGCAGACGCGUUGCGCGAGAAGGGCCCCACGCCUAUUGGAACUGCCGUAUUUACUGGGCUCCGUGCCGCUGAUCCAUUUUUGCAAUAUGCCAUCCUGCGCAACGGCUGGGGCAUCAGAUUAAUUGAGUACUUUGGCGGGCGAGCCAUUCAACCGCUCAAUCUCUCUAGCGCAGGUGUUCUUGGUCUGCAGCCUUACUACGCUGUCAUAGUUGGGCUUUCCGUGGGUAGUGCCUUCAAGCAUAUCACCUGGCGACUAGGAAUUGCAGAGCAAAAGAUGCCUGUGUGGGCGGCACUUUUUAUCGGAGCCUUCAAUUCCUUUUUCAACACGCUCAACACAAUAUUGUCACUAUGGUCUGUCACCUCUAUGGCGCCUCUUUCGCUGCACGGUUGGCAAGGGUUGUCAGCAGACAAGUUGCCUACAUCUCCCGUGUUUUGGGCGGGCGUAGGACUGUUUGUGACUGGCAUUUCGAUGGAACUAAUUUCUGAAUUUCAACGGAAGGCAUUCAAGGCGGACCCGAAAAACGAAGGCAAGCCCUAUGGUGGUGGUCUAUUUACUUUUGCGAGGCAUAUCAAUUUGGGAGGAUAUGUUACUUGGCGUACUGGCUAUGCGCUUGCGGCCGCUGGGUUGCCAUUGGGUCUGUUCACAGGAGGAUUUUUGCUUUAUGACUUCACACACAGAGCAGUUCCGUCGGUGGAUGAAUACUGCACGAAACGGUACGGCGAAGAGUGGAAAGCGAUUAAGCAGCGUGUGCCAUACCGGUUGAUCCCUGGAAUUUACUAG
Messenger RNA from Xylona heveae TC161, 798 nucleotides. RefSeq lists its product as hypothetical. Gene Ontology annotation, cellular component: membrane. The transcript has 2 exons. The record is from RefSeq and is a predicted model, not a curated record. NCBI's taxonomy places the organism in Eukaryota, Fungi, Ascomycota, Xylonomycetes, Xylonales, Xylonaceae. Bases 1 to 798 code for a protein of 265 amino acids.